AAGAUGCACAAACUAAGUAUUACAGCAGUUUGGUACUUUAGACUGCUACUGAUUGUCUCUUUCCUUGACAUCCUUUUUAUUGGCUUUAUCUAAUGCAUUAAUUUAAAAAAAAUGAAUUUUUAUUCACAUUUGCUGCAACCCAUGUGCAUAAAAUAAACUUAAAAAUGUGUUUAAGUUGGUUUCAUCUCUCAUCUGUUGUGUCCGUUUAUCUGUGUGUGUUUUUGAUGUGCAGAAAAAGAAACUUUUGGUUCCAUUUUUUUUUUUUUUUUUUUAAUUUGUUGAAUUUUCGUAAGAAAAAGAUGAGCGUUUCACCUUAAAGAGGCGUCGUGCCCCGCCUUUGCAUGAGAAGAGGGAUAAAUCCUCUGCGUUUGACUGACGGCGAUCCCCCAUCAACUCUGGCCGUCCAAUCAGAAAUCAGAUCCAGGGUCCGUCCCUGGCUCCCAGCGUCACACUAAAAUGGUUUUCAGGUCUCCGCUUGAUUUUUUAUCAGCCUCCCGGCUCCUCCUGCCCCACUUUUCCGACGGGCCGCCUCACCUGUCCCGCUCCCGGUCCCCAGAGGACCCCCCGGCGGCCGCCCCUCCUCUGUCCCUCCCGGGACUCUGCUUCUCCGCCACGCAGAUCGCCAGCGUGUGCGAAACCCUGGAGGAGACCGGGGACAUCGAGCGGCUGGCCCGCUUCCUCUGGUCGCUGCCGGUCACCGCCGACGGCCGCGACUCCAUCUCCGAGCACGAGUCCGUGCGGCGGGCGCGCGCCGUGGUCGCCUUCCACACGGGGAGCUUCCGCGAGCUGUACCGCAUCCUGGAGACGCACCGCUUUACGCGCACCUCGCACGGGAAGCUGCAGGCCAUGUGGCUGGAGGCUCACUACCGCGAGGCGGAGAAGCUGCGGGGCCGACCGCUGGGGCCCGUCGACAAGUACCGAGUCAGGAAGAAGUUCCCGUUACCGAGGACCAUCUGGGACGGAGAGCAGAAGACGCACUGCUUCAAGGAGCGCACCCGCGGGCUGCUGAGAGAGUGGUACCUGCAGGACCCGUACCCGAACCCGGGGAAGAAACGGGAACUGGCUCACGCCACCGGACUGACGCCGACCCAGGUUGGGAACUGGUUUAAGAACAGGAGGCAGAGGGAUCGCGCGGCGGCGGCUAAAAACAGGUUGCAGCAUCACCGCAUCUGCACAGAUGGUUCCCGUCCACCGAGCGGAGGAGACUGCAGUCCAGACGGCAGCGCGGAGCGGGUAGACGGGGAAACUUUCCUCUCAGUGACGGACAGUGACUCAGACUUGGAUGUCUGAAACUUUUGGUCAAUAUUUUUUCUUUUUUUUUUCACGGCCUCUAACAGAUUUUCUCUAUUUUUACCUUCAUCUAUCUUCUCACCAACUCUGACCAGCAUCCGUAGAUGGAGCACACCCCACAGCAUGAUGCUACCUCUUAUCUUCACACUAAGGGGAUAAUAAUAUUUUCAAGACGAUUUGUAAUGUGAGCUUUAAGCUGAACACUUUUGUUCAAGUCAUUUGUAAGAAAAUUGCAAGCCAUUUAAAAAUGUUUCUUGCUAUACAAAUACGCUCUGAGUAAAACACAUUAAAGGUUUGUGGUUGUAUUUUGGAGGGGUCUGAAUACUUUUAGAAGUCGCUGCAUUGCGAUCACUUUAUCCUAGCCUGACCAGUAGAAGCACAGGUUGCGUUAACAAUUUUCUGCUUCCUCUGUUUUCUGGCUGAUGGUUUGUUUCCAGGGAAAGAGCUCGUGACCUUUGACCACUUUCUGUUCCAGCCACAUCCAGUGAUAAUGGGUUCAUCUGACAAUCCAAAUUAGAGCAGCACUGAGCAGAAAACCCCCCACUGGUCUCCGUCUGCAGCGGCUGGAACUUUUCGGACUGAAACCUCAUUUGGUGUCGUUUUCCUGAAUGAAACUAGUUUUUAGAGACAACCUGGACCGACUGCUGUACAAUCAACUACUAACUAAAUCCUACCUCUUUGUCUGCCUGUUUGUAUUUUUAGUCAUAAUGCUGGUUUUCCUCUUUACCUCAGCUCUGUUUCAGGUUCUCUGUGCAGUUUGUGUGAAGCCAUGCCGCGGCCUACUCCAUGUUCAAUUUGAUGCUGACAAAAUGUUUUUAGUAUUUUAUAUUAAAAUUAUUUAAUUUUAAAAGAUCAU
This is a messenger RNA of Poecilia latipinna (sailfin molly), 2146 nucleotides long. RefSeq names its product SIX homeobox 3b (gene six3b). Gene Ontology annotation, cellular component: nucleus; transcription regulator complex. The record is from RefSeq and is a predicted model, not a curated record. The transcript has 3 exons. NCBI's taxonomy places the organism in Eukaryota, Metazoa, Chordata, Actinopteri, Cyprinodontiformes, Poeciliidae. Gene Ontology annotation, biological process: regulation of transcription by RNA polymerase II; eye development. Gene Ontology annotation, molecular function: RNA polymerase II cis-regulatory region sequence-specific DNA binding; DNA-binding transcription factor activity, RNA polymerase II-specific. The coding region runs from base 457 to 1290 and encodes 277 amino acids.